Messenger RNA from Orcinus orca (killer whale), 5761 nucleotides. It is a transcript of the gene SPAAR, whose product is annotated as small regulatory polypeptide of amino acid response. Bases 3528 to 3755 code for a protein of 75 amino acids. The transcript is spliced from 2 exons. The record is from RefSeq and is a predicted model, not a curated record. Lineage: Eukaryota; Metazoa; Chordata; Mammalia; Artiodactyla; Delphinidae.
GGGACCGAGUGCCUGGUGCGGGCCCUGCAGCGGGGGAGAUUGGGCAGCUCUGCAGGGCUCUGAGGACAGUAGGUGAGAAGGCCUGGGGCCUGAGCUCUGAUGAGGGGGAGGUUAGGGUUUGCAGGCAGCCCUGCCCAGACAGAGAGAGGGGGAAGAGGCCGUCCAGGCUGGCCCCUGGGCUCUACCUCCAGGGCUCUCUUCAGUCCAUCUCUAGGGCAGACUGCGCUCUGGAACUGCAGAAGCCCCCUUCCAUGGGCUGUGCUGAAUUAAUGUUUCUUUGGUAACUGGGUCAGGGUUUCUUAUCCAGGCCUUGAGUCUCCAGCCAGCCUGACCCCUCCCGUGCUUGGGUGUGGCUGGCGCUGUGUCUGGGAGGGAGGGUGUGGUGCUGGGUGGCCUUGGGAGAGUGCUCACCUCAAGGGAGUCUCAGUUUCCUCUUCCCUAAAAUGGGAUAGAUGACAGAAACAUCUUGCCAAAGCCUGGAGGCCUGUUCCCAAAUACCCCAGAACAGCUGAUGGGAUUCCAAAGUGAGGAAGGAAAUCUUGUUCUGAGGCCUUCCCUGAGGAAGGAAGUCCUGUGAGCCAGGAUGGGAAGUGGAGGGGAGAGGCUUGGGGGCCAGGCCAGGUGGUGGGGAGGGGCUGGAGAACAGGCCAGAAAGUCCCGGGGCCUGGUGACUGACUCACUGGAACAGAAUGUCCUGUUUCUUUUCUAUUUCCUGGUGGAUUCUCUGUGAGGGCUGGGAUGGGAAGGGGUGGAAGGGGGAGAGGGAGGCAAAUUCACACUGAGAGCUGGACUAGACUGCAGGCUUGGGAAAGUGGAUCAGGGUCUAUGGUGCCUUUUGAACCCGCCUCCCCUCGCCUCCCCCUACAGCUGCCCUGAGCUCAUCCCCAGCUUGGACUCCUGCUGCAGGCCCUCUGGGCUGCCUACCUCCAGCCCUGCCCCUUUGUGAAGCGUCCCCACACUGUAGCCUCCUCACUGUCCUUAGAACAAAGUCUAAGGACAUUGUUGGCCUUCUGGUUGGCCAUUCAAGGCCCCCUGGUCUGUUUUGUGCCUACUUGUGUUCCUUUUGUCCUAUCCGCACUGCUCCAGUCCUCAGACUCAGAAAACCCUGCACCUUCCCUUCUCUGUGUCUUUGCCCAAGACGAAUUUGUUACUCACUCCUAUGGGUUUCCAAUUUAUUAUUAUUAUUGUUGUUGUUGUUAUCAUUAUUUCUCUUGGCACACUGAACACACUCUCUUUCCCUAGAGAUUUACGGCAAGAUUCAAAGGCCCCUGCCUUCAUAGGACUGAGAACUCUUUGAGGGCUCCCCACUGCCCAGGGUGGGACCAGUCCACACAACAGAUGGUCAGGAAAGAUUCCCAGAGCUUCACGCUCUCUAGAAAAGUAAAUGUGCUUGGAAUAACCACUGCCAGAAGCUUGGGGCUUCAGGGACACCAGGUAUAACAGUAGGACCCUGCAAGGAUUAGGCCGUUGAGCUCCUGGGGCCUUGUUGAGGGAGCUUGUGUUCCUACCCUAUCUCCCCAGUGUUGGGGGUGUGUGGAGGUCUGUAGCCUGCUGGCUUGGACCAUGCCCCCCAUCCCUCUGCAGAGCCCCAUGUCAGCCUUGGCUGGCCUGUCUUUCCUAAGUGUGGCUUCGAGCAUCCUCUGGGAGAACCAGGAUGCCUGCCAUCACCUUUUCCCUUUUUAAUAUAAGUGGGAUGUAUGGGAGACUUCCCUGGUGGUCCAGUGGUUAAGACUCUGAGCUUCCACUGUAAGGGGUGCAGGUUCGAUCACUAGUGGGGGAAUUAAUAUCCCACAUGCCACGUGGUAAGGCCAAAAGAAAAUAAAAAUAUAUAUAUAUGGAAUGUAUGGGGCGUGGUCUUUCUUCUGACCAGUAGACAGUGAUGGAUGCUGGGAGGACAGAUGUGUGUCUAAGUGGUAGACAUCUUUGGGAGCCCCACUGCAUCUGGGGCUUAUAGGCAGGGACUGUCUAUCAUAGGAUUACAAAAGUCACAAGAAGAGAAAAUACCUGGAAUAAACCCUUAGGACAAGCAGUUCCCCUGGUGCCCUCCAUCUCCCAAACUGACUAAUUGAUUUUGGUAAUUCAGUCUGAAACCACAGGCCCCACAGAUUGGCUCAUCAUGUUUCCUGUCUCCUGCUUCUGGUCGCCCCAGCUAAUACAAAUAAUUCAAAGUGUCCAGCUUCCUGUCACAGCCCCCACUGGCUCCAGGCUCCUCCUCUGUGUAGGUGUCCGGUCAUCUUAGAAAAGGGAAGAGAGAGAAUUUAGCAGGGUAUCAUUUACUAGGAAUUGUCACUCUCCCAUUCUGUGUGUAGGCAGUUUCCUACAACUAGUACCAAAGAAAGUUCACUGGGCCUUGGAGAAAUUGACAAGGACCCAGGCUGUGUAACCCUGGGCUAGGCCUUGGCCCUCCCUGGGCCUUUGCACUCUGGUCAGUAAAACUGUAGAAGGAGGCAACUGCUCUGUGGACUGGUGGUAACUAGAGAGAGCAUCGAACUAAGAGGAAAGGGAGGAAGCCCCUCCUAGACUAUUUGGUACUCUAGUUAUCACUACUAACUAGCAGUAGGCCUUGGGCAGGGCAUUUAACCUCUGUGACUAUGGGCACUGUUACCUCUGAAAUGGAGAUAACAUCACUUCGCAAUGUUGCUGGAACCAUGAUACUAGACAGUGCCUGACGGUGUCUAGUACCUGGAAUUAUUGUUUCUCACAUACCUUUUCUCCAAGGUUGGGUAAAGUGAGGCUAAUAACCCGGUCUACUUUCCGGAAGUGGUGGUGGUCUCAGGAGGUGUUGGCUGUGGAAGGGCUGUGACCGAGUGACAGUCAGGAUGGAGCCCCUUCUGGCAGACUUACUUAUGGCCUGGGCCUGGUUCACCCCCUCCCCUGAGUCGAUGAAGUGGACACCCUGGCAGGGAGCAGGGCUGGAGUGGCAUGGGUGUGCAUGGGGGGUGAGGUGGGGUGAGUGCAGUCACCAAGGGGGCCGGCAGCUGUGCGGGUCCUGGGCCCUCACUCACAAUUGGAGGAAGGAAUGCAGGAAGUGCUCACAGCCGCUCAGAUAUCUCAGAGCCUCGUCCCAGGCAGGACCAAGGCUGCAGUACCCUGGGAAUGAGUGUGCCAUGGCCUGGCCCCUGGGGUGGCCACCGGGCCAGGAGCCCACGGCACUGCGUACAGCCAGAGCUGUCCCUCGCGGAGCCCAGGCCCCCUGCAUCCAGGGAGUCUUGAGCUCACAUCUUUCAGGACAGUGCUUCUUCCAGAGCUGCCAGGGGAGUUGCCCAUGGCUCUUAGAAACCUGGCUCGAGGCUUAGAAAACAGUGACGGAGACCCCCUGAGGUCAGAGUAGAGCCAUGUGGGGCACCCAACGGCCCAGAGGGGGCACCAGCCAGGGCCUCAGACCGAUAUCUUCUUAGAAGACCAUCGGGAGAGCAGCUGGAGGAGCAAGGGUACCUGCUAUCACCAAGAGCCCCUCGCUUCGGAUGGGGAGCUAAGGUCUGAGACGCAUCCCGGGUUGCUCAGUGGGUCAGUGGCCAAACGGGGCCAUGGAAACGGCAGUGAUUGGAAUUGUGGCCGUGCUAUUCGUGGUCACCGUGGCCAUCACCUGCAUCCUCUGCUGUUUCAGCUGUGACUCAAGGACCCAGGAUUCUCAGGGGGGCCCACACCCCAGCUUCACGGUGGCCACGUUUCGCCAGGAGGCUUCUCUCUCCACGGGGCCAGGUCACCAUGUCCAGCCAGUGGCGGGUGUCCGGGACUUCUGGACUUUCAUGUGAGACCUACCAGCCCCCAGGAUUUGCUCUGCUGGUGGUCAGACUCAUCUACCCCCCCGGCAAGCCUUCUCUGUUGACCCACUCCUUCAAGCCUGGCAUUCCUGUCCUUCCCUGCCUGUAUCCAGAAAACUCCCUGUCCCAUCCCAUCCCAGCUUGCCAUGGCCUCCAGUCUGGGAGAUCCAUGGUGAUGGGGCCAGGUGGGAGUCAGCUCUGACCCCUGAGAGCUCAGCUGGACCAACCCACAGGAUGGGGCUUAGGAGAGGUCCGGAGCUUGAGUGACCGGGCAGAGUUGGGUGGUAUGGUGGGCCAGCUCUUCUGAGCUUCACGGUGAACUGAAAUAUCACUGGACUUUAUAGUGAACAGAGUGUUGGUUAACUCAAGUUAUCCCAGGAUGCCUAUGAAACUGGUUCUAUUGCCACCAGAGGAAGCAGCGCCCUCAGUGGACAGUUUUACAAACUUAUCUGUUCCUCUAAUUGAGUCAUUUUGCUACUUGCCUGUGCACAUCCUGCAGAGCCCACCCCUGAGAUCUGCCUCCUACCCGUUACCUGAAAUCAGCCCUGAAAUUCUGAAACCAAAGUGAUGCUUCCUGGGAACUGGCAAUGUAUUUUAUAAUUGAAAAUGCAUAUCCUUUUAUGGGUCUCCCAAGAAUCAGGGUUGGGGAAUCACAAAAGGAAACAGAAGAGAAAAAUAGAGUCACAGAAAGUACAAGAUGUUUUAUUAACAGGAAAGCCAGAAAGAAGACUUUGAAACAUAUUUUGAAUGAGACUUUAUUACUAUAUUCUUAUAGGUCACUUCUAUUCUUAGAGACUAAGUGACCUGUGUCACUCAGGAAUGAUAGAAAAAUGAUAGAACUCCAAAUGACAGAACUGAAAGUUAAUUUUGAAUAAGUUAAAAUGUUAUGUUAUAUUGACAGUAUGUAACAAAGCUCUUGUUUGCAUCACAAAUAAAUAGAUGUUCAGUUUUUAUUUAUAGAAAAUCUGUUUUCUCUGUACCCAUGAAAUAAAUGCUGGGCCAUAUUUAGCAUAUGGUUUGAAGGCUGCAGAAUUCUGAGUCUCCUGACUCAUGUUUCCAGCCAGCCCUGAAGGAAUGACUCUCCCAGGACCUGCCUGUUGAAGGGGGCAGGACUGACCUUGCGAGGAGGUCUGGCCUCUGAGGGUGCCCGGAUGGGCCACUCUGGCCACGGAAGGACUCUCAGAGAGAGAGGCUUAGGGCUGCAGAGGUGCAGAAGGGUAAGGGGACAGGGAGAGAGUCAGGCUGGUGGAGAGGCGUGGAGGCGGGUGGUGUGGGGUGAGCAUGGGGAGGGAAGAGGCACAGCCCAGGAACAGGAGCUCCUGGCGACCGCGUCUUGGUCACUCUGGACCCUAGAGCCCGCAAGCAGGGCCUUCAUAGAGCAUGUGGAGGGUACCGGCUGCAGGGAGGACCUGGAGGUCCUCAGUUGAGUGGAGUGAACUGUUCAGGUCAUGUUCUCUGAAAGUGAAGCCCAGACAGAGUUUGGGGUGCCAGAUGUUUAUAGGGAUCAGCAUGUGUGAGGGCAGGAGGAGGAAGCAGGAUUAGACAGAGGAAGGAGACAAAUAAUGAUGCAGGCCCUUAAUAUCCCCCCACCUUUGCUGUCUCUGAGUGCUCCCCCACAGCCUCCCAAGUUUGACCUCAGGCAAAGCAGCUCUGCAGCUGAGGCUGGCCCUGAAGUCCUUCCUUGAAGGGGUCCUGGGUGGUGCAUCUCCACAGGAGCUCAGCUGCGGCCUGUUCUCAGAGGUGCACCGACCAGUCAGAGGUGGCUGAGCAUGUCCAGGGACAAAGAAAUAACGGGCACGGGAGCUCCAGGUGGGCAGAGACGGCAGUGCGAGACCUGGGAGGGGAGAGAAGAGUGGGCCUCAGCCUCUCUCUCAUCUCAAGCAGAGUUAGCUCUGUUCUAGGUCGGGCAUCUUCAGCUGGACCCAAGUAUCAGGACCCCAGGCCCAGGGCUUUGCCUCUGUAUCGUGUGGUCACAUCCUUCCCUGGGUCCGUGGAGG